AUGGACCGGGGUGAGCGCCUCGGCCGCGCGCUGGACGCCUUCGGAGGCGACCUGUGGGCGCUGGUCGACGCCGCGCUGGACGUGGCCGCGCGGGACUGCCCCGACGAGCUGCGCGCACGCCGCGACGGCAUCGUCGAGCGCCUCUACGCCGCCGCCGCCGCCGGCUGUAGCAACUGCGCCGGGCGUCCGCCGCCUCUUGCUGCUUUAGCAGCAGCGGGGGGCUGGAUGAAGAGGGCGGCGAGGAGGCGGCUCCGGCUUCUCCAGUGGUGGAGGCUGACGCCCAAGCCGCCCGAGGACGAGCUGGUGCGCUUGCUGCAGAACCUGGCAGACAUGGACGUCACCUACAACGCCCUCCAGGCGACUGACAUCGGGCGGCAAGUGAAUGGUCUGCGCAAGCACCCUUCCGCUGAGGUCAAGCGACUGGUGAAGCAGCUCAUCAGGAAGUGGAAGGAGAUAGUGGACGACUGGGUGCGCCUGCACAAUUCCGGCGGUGACGGCAGCGCCACGGUUAUGACAGCUGAUGGUGACUCUCCAGAUAAAAUCCAAGGCAGGAGCCACCAAAGCCCUCGGGUUUCAGGAUUUCAGUAUUCUCCCAGCCCACAGAGGCAAAAAAGUGACAAGGAGCAAAGGCAGAGUCUUUUGGACCUUGACAAGCUUGACUCUGCUAGGAAGAGGCUCCAGGAGAAUUAUCAAGAAGCACAAAAUGCCAAAAAGCAGAGGACAAUCCAAGUGAUGGACAUCAAUGACAUACCGAAGCCGAAGACCAGAAACGCCUUCAUCCGCAAGAGCAGCAGCGGUGGGCUCGGCGAGGCACUGAUAACCUAG
Messenger RNA from Miscanthus lutarioriparius, 825 nucleotides. The record is from the annotation of a GenBank genome assembly. NCBI's taxonomy places the organism in Eukaryota, Viridiplantae, Streptophyta, Magnoliopsida, Poales, Poaceae.